Molecule: messenger RNA, 384 nt
Organism: Acaulospora morrowiae
Lineage: Eukaryota; Fungi; Glomeromycota; Glomeromycetes; Diversisporales; Acaulosporaceae
Source: the annotation of a GenBank genome assembly
AUGGUGAAGGAUUUCCAUGGCGCCAAUGUACGCACGUACAAGGUGAGUCAGUUGCGUGCAUUUCAACAAGCCAGAUGUGAUGGUGGUCAAAAAAAAAAAUGGGUGGGAGAAAUAGGAAAGAAAAAUGCUAACGAGAAACAUACCGGUCAAAAAGUUGUGGGACAGCAUAAAAGGAAAUGGUGCGAGCUCACAUCAAGCAUAGUUAACAUUGAAAUUUCUCAACGGCAAACAUUUCUGCGGGCAAAAGAAACACCCUUCGGUGAGGACUCAGAAAAACAAUUAUUGGAUAAAGUUUUGCCGCAUCCCAACAUUCCAUCCAUAUACGGAGUUAAUAUGACUAAGAAAUUAUUAGUCAAAUAUCAAGGACCUAAUUUAAAUUUUUGA